Messenger RNA from Volvox carteri f. nagariensis, 1395 nucleotides. RefSeq lists its product as uncharacterized. The transcript is spliced from 10 exons. Bases 1 to 1395 code for a protein of 464 amino acids. Lineage: Eukaryota; Viridiplantae; Chlorophyta; Chlorophyceae; Chlamydomonadales; Volvocaceae. The record is from RefSeq and is a predicted model, not a curated record.
AUGAAGGAGAUUGAAGUGGAAAAGAUUGUGCUUGACUGCACAGCGCAGCUCUACUUCGACGCCCUCUACGCCGGCGAUGCGGCCAUACGGACCUUCCAUGCGGAGGUCAACGGGGACCCCGCCGCGCUGGUGGGCCGCUGGAGCGAGGCGGGCGUGCGGACGGUGCAGUUCGUGAUGCCCAUGAACGUGCCCGCCAUGCUGAAGAAGUUCAUUGGCAAGGACAGCGUGCCGGUGGUUGAGACUCAGCAGUUGGAGUGGUUGACUCCGGGAAAGGCCUUCAAGGUGGUUUCGGAACCGCAACUGAAUCAUGGCAUCAUCGCAUUGGCAAGGACGGCCUCUACCUCGGCCUGCAUCCUGCUGGGCGGUAACUUCCUAACCCUGGGUAGGGGGAGAUCACGGAGAUUACCCGGCCGGGGGGGAACCCCCGGGGGCGGGAGGGUUGACCCGACAGUGGUGGCAGCGGGGGUUACGGGCGGGCUGGGGACAGGGAGGGAAGCUCUCGACACGACAUGUAGGUUCCCCGGCGCCAACUCGUUCACCACCUCGGGCUUCCUGGAGGUUCGGAGCUUGCCGAAUGGAACAUGCCAGGUGAAGGCGCUGGUACGGUGUUCCGCAGCCCUGCCCUGGCCCGUACAGGCUACGGUGGAGGGCCUUAUGGCCGCUGAGGCCGCACAAUCCAUUGGAACCUUCCUCGCUUUCUGUCAGCAGUUCUACGACAACUGGCGAGCAGAGCAGCUGCUACAGCCCGAGCGCCCAGCUGCUGCCGCCAGCGGUACCACCGCGGCAGCAGGCAUUGGUGGCGCCGGCAGUGGCGGCGAUGUGUUUUUCGAUGCAAUUGAAGACGAAUCGGAUUUGCGGAGCGUCGCCGGCGGCGAGGGGGAGAAGGGGGAGACGUCAGUUGUGCCGUACCAACCGCCACGGUUGGAGGACAUUAUCGUGGACUGUCUACGGCAGAUCCAGUCGUCCAGUGCGGAGACUGCUCGUUCACUCCGAAACCUGGAGGAGCUGCUCCGAAACAUGGACGAGAACAUGCAGGCGCGUUUGUGUAUGUACGAUAUCGGUUCGGGACGGGCGGAGGAGGAGGAGGCGGGGGAAAACCAAAAACCGUUGUACCCGUGUUUGUUGUCGUCGGCAGCAUCAUUCACACACACGUGCACCAAAACUGCAAAACCGUCAAAACGAAACCAGGAAUACGCGGACGUGUGUCAAUCACAGCUAGCCUGCAGUCGGUGGCCAGGCCGCCGUGUCCAGGAGUGUCUUCAAGAGGAGUCAAGUCAAACCUUGCCGCGGGUAAAUGUUUAUGCAUCUCCUCAUGGCUGUAUUACCAAGCAAUGCGUGAUCUGUCCCGCAACUUCUCAAUCCUACACUAGGUGUCACACGUUUCUGUCCUACUAG